ACGGAAGGGUAGUUUAGGGAAAUCACGUCAAUGAAAGGUGGAGAUUGAAACUGUUUGUGUGUCCAAGGAAACAGAAACGUCGUCGUUCUGAGACGCCAACACCUGUAACCGUGUGCAAGACGUUAGGACUUAGGGGAUCCAUCCAAUCCACGUUCAGGUGUGUUUGUUUGGGAAAUUUGAAAAUUUUCCAAUAUUCAAUCCAACGAGAAGAGAUUACGAACAAUACACGAUGAGUUGUCUUUCUCUAAAUUAGCACUAACCACAUAUAUCCAUCUACAUACAUAUACAAGAACAGACAGAAUCAAAGACAACCACAUAUAUCCAUUUACGUUAGCUGUAAUGUUAAUGCAUUAGCAUAUAUACCUACACUAGAUGAUCAUUUGAUCAGUUUCACACGAACUCAUAUAUGUUCAUCCAGCCACCCUCAAGAUUGAAUUGGAUCCAGAUUGAUGUCGCCUCAAUCAGGCAAGGGGAGAGGAGCGGCAGUUCCGAAAUUCGGGGAAUGGGAUGUUAAUGGAUCAGAUGGAGGCGCAGCCGGAUUUACCGUAAUAUUCUCGCAGGCCAGAGAUGAAAGGCAGAAAGCCAAGGCGGCUCCUCCGCCUCCUCCACCACCACCACCACCGCCGGCAAUGGAUGCCUGGUCGUCUCCCCAAUAUGCUCGAAAGAAAAGGUGGCUGUGCUGCUUCUGAUCCAAUCCAAUCCAAUCCAAUCCAAUCCAAGCAAGACCCAUUGCAUAAUUCAUAUAUAUACGUGGGUGUGUGUGGAAUGGAGGGGAAAAAAAAACCAAGUGUACAAUUUUUAAGACAGUCCUAAAUUAAUCAAAUAAAUUUCCUGUAAA
This is a messenger RNA of Andrographis paniculata, 838 nucleotides long. RefSeq names its product protein NOI4-like. Lineage: Eukaryota; Viridiplantae; Streptophyta; Magnoliopsida; Lamiales; Acanthaceae. Bases 450 to 689 code for a protein of 79 amino acids. The transcript is spliced from 3 exons. The record is from RefSeq and is a predicted model, not a curated record.